Messenger RNA from Syzygium oleosum, 1635 nucleotides. RefSeq names its product trihelix transcription factor ENAP2-like. Bases 104 to 1027 code for a protein of 307 amino acids. The transcript has 2 exons. The record is from RefSeq and is a predicted model, not a curated record. Lineage: Eukaryota; Viridiplantae; Streptophyta; Magnoliopsida; Myrtales; Myrtaceae. Gene Ontology annotation, molecular function: transcription cis-regulatory region binding. Gene Ontology annotation, cellular component: nucleus.
CCACCUCCCGAUCGAACGAAGGAAACCCUAGCUCCGCCGCCGCCGCCGCCGGGAGUGCUCCGGUGACCCGCCGACGCCGACGCCGACGCCGACGACGAGGGACAUGGGGGACCUGAUUGAGUACGUGUCCCCGUCGCCCACGCAGAGCGGCAACGCGCGGCCCCUGCCGGUGCGGGAGGACUGCUGGAGCGAGGAGGCCACCGCCACCCUCAUCGAGGCCUGGGGGCGACGCUACGUGGAGCUCAACCGCGGGAACCUCCGCCAGAAGGACUGGCAGGAGGUGGCCGACGCCGUCAACGCCCUCCACGGCCUCUCCAAGAAGACCCACCGCACCGACGUCCAGUGCAAGAACCGGAUCGACACCGUCAAGAAGAAGUACAAGAUCGAGAAGGCCAGGAUCUCGUCCUCCGGCGGCGGGGGCGGCCUCGCCUCGCCGUGGGUGUUCUACGACCGGCUGGAAGCGCUGAUCGGGUCCAGCUCGUCGUCUUCGUCGGCGGGGAAGAAGGCCUCGCCGUCGCCGUCGGUGUCCCCCCUGUCCCCGCCCGUGGCUCUGCCGCUGCCUUACAAGAAGACGCCGUCCCCCGUGGUGGCGGCCGUGGCGCUGCCGCAGAAGAGGCCGGCGGAGAGGCUGGACGAGGGCUACUUCAGGAGGAAUUACUCCGAGGUCGCGGCUGCUGCGGCCGCGGCGGGGGUCGACGACGAGGAGGAGGACGAGGAGGAGAGAGACGAGGAUAGGGAUAGCGAGGAAGACGAAGGAGAGGGGAUGAGGAGACUGGCCAAGGCCAUCGAGAGGUUCGGAGAGGUGUACCAGAGGGUGGAGGCUGAGAAGCUGAGGCAAAUGGUCGACUUGGAGAAGCAGAGGAUGCAGUUUGCUAAGGAUUUGGAAGUGCAGAGGCUGAAGAUGUUUAUGGACACGCAGGUCCAGCUCGAGAGGAUAAAGCACGUCAAGCGCUCGGGCUCUGAUGAUGCUGAACUUGGCAAAUGGCAUUUGUUUGCAUUAGAUAUCUUUAGUGGAGGGUUGGAAUGAGACUCGGAUGUUGGUUAAUAUUAGAGGCAUUUUCAUGUGAUGCUUGACCUCUUGUUGUGUUAGAGCUGUGACUGAGGAUCAUGGUUCUAGUUUGGAAUGGUGUCUAAGGGAAUGGAAUAGGACAAGCAAUGUUAGAUUUCCAUGUAGCCAAAAAAAUGGUCUUGCAUUAUGUCCUGAGUGAUCUUGUUGGUAUCUUUGGAUCAGCAAUUGCUGUUAACUUGUACAGACUUAAAAGCUGCGUUCAGUUCUUGUUCACUGUUUCUCGAGACAGAGAAAUUUGGUGGAAAUUAGAAGCGCAGCCAACUAUUUUGGGAAUUAUUAGAUUAUGUCCAGGUGACAAGUGAUAGGAAAGGCUCAUAAUUUCAGACUACAGAUAUGACCUCUAUCCCUUGUUUGUAGGUGGUUGCCGCAUGCAGUUUACACAUUUCUGAAUUCCAUGAUAGUUUCUGCAUUGUGGGAGGGAGGAUUCAAUUUGUUCUGGAGAAUGGAGUGGGAUUAGGGCUGAUCUCCAUUGUCAGAACAUAGUUCUUUUAAUGCUUUAUUUGUAUUCUUGCAGUACAUCGAAAUUCUUUCUUUCAAUGUUGGAUUGCAAUCUCAGUUUCUUCUCC